This is a messenger RNA of Lingula anatina, 975 nucleotides long. Its product is annotated as 5-taurinomethyluridine-[tRNA] synthase subunit GTPB3, mitochondrial. NCBI's taxonomy places the organism in Eukaryota, Metazoa, Brachiopoda, Lingulata, Lingulida, Lingulidae. Gene Ontology annotation, cellular component: mitochondrion; cytoplasm. Gene Ontology annotation, molecular function: GTP binding; protein binding; GTPase activity. Gene Ontology annotation, biological process: tRNA methylation; tRNA wobble uridine modification. The record is from RefSeq and is a predicted model, not a curated record.
AUGCAUACUCUAUGCAGAAGAAAAUCGUCCAAGACAUCAGUGUUACUCUUGCUUCAACAGUUCAGGCACCAUGGAACAAUUUAUUCUCUCUCCUCUGGUUUUGGCAAGGCUGGAGUAGCUCUCAUUAGAGUAUCAGGCCCACAGACUUCAACUGCAUUAAAAUCACUUUGUAAAUCUGAUAUACCAAAGCCAAGAACGGCUGUAUUGAAGAAACUGUUUGAUCCCGAGUCUUCAGAGUUGAUUGACAGGGGCUUGGUAUUAUGGUUCCCAGGUCCUCACAGUUUCACAGGUGAAGAUGUCUGUGAAUUCCAUGUCCAUGGUGGAAGUGCUGUUAUCAGUGCUGUGUUACAUGCAUUGGGAAACAUUGAGGGCCUGGAGCCAGCAGCACCAGGGGAGUUUACCAAAAGAUCAUUCCACAAUGGCAAAUUGGACCUCACUGAGGUGGAAGGACUGGGUUCAUUAAUUCAUGCUGAAACAGAAGCUCAGAGGCGACAGGCAGUCAGACAGAUGGAGGGGGAUCUCAGUAGGCUGUACAAUGACUGGAGACUGAGACUUUUAAAGUGUGUUGCAAAUGUUGAGGCCUAUAUUGACUUCAGUGAAGAUGAUAACGUAGAAGAAGGAGUCUUGGAUGAAGCACAAGUUAAUGUCCAAAAACUUAAGAAAGAAAUUGUGAAUCAUCUGUCAGAUAACCGCAGAGGGGAGCGGUUACGUACUGGUGCACAUGUCGUUAUUGUAGGACCUCCCAAUGUUGGAAAGAGUAGUUUGCUAAAUCAUUUAUGUCAGCGCCCAGCAGCAAUCAUAUCUCCUACAGCAGGUACCACCAGAGACGUGGUGGAAACAGCUCUGAAUAUAGGUGGCUUUCCUGUGCUGCUGAGUGAUACUGCAGGACUCAGGGAAACUGAGGAUGUGGUGGAGAGAGAGGGGAUUUUAAGAGCACUGAACAGGUGUGGCAAACUGUACCACAGACAUGUUUAA